AUGAAUGAAAUGAACCUGAGCCCUGUAGGGAUGGACCAGCUGAGCUCGUCCUCUGUCAGCAAUGCCCUGCCCGUCUCGGGGAGCCACUUGGGACUGGCAGCGUCGCCCACUCACAACGCCAUCCCAGCGCCAGGCUUGCCUGUUGCGAUUCCAAACCUGGGCCCCUCCUUGAGUUCCUUGCCCUCUGCUCUGUCUCUGAUGCUCCCAAUGGGUAUUGGGGAUCGAGGAGUGAUGUGUGGUAUACCAGAGAGAAACUACACCCUACCUCCACCACCAUACCCUCACCUGGAGAGCAGCUAUUUCAGACACAUUCUACCUGGUAUCUUAUCUUACCUGGCUGACAGACCUCCGCCUCAAUACAUUCAUCCCAACACUAUCAACGUGGACAGCAAUUCAGCGCUGUCGGUCCCCAGCAACCCCUCGGCCCUGGACCCGUACCAGCCCAGCGGGACCGUGGGGCUGGAGCCGGGGCUGGUGUCCAUGGACUCCCGCUCGGUCAGCGCGCACGGUGCCCAGAACCUGCACCCCGCCGAGAGCCACGAGGUAGCUCUGGACACCGCCAUCAGCAUGGAGAGCGUGUCCAGGGUGACCAGCCCCAUCUCCACCGACGGCAUGGCGGAGGAGCUCACGAUGGACGAUGUAGCAGGGGAGCACUCGCAGAUCCCCAGCGGCUCCCGGAGCCACGAGCCUCUGAGCGUGGAGGCGGUGGGGAGUAACCUGACGUCGGAGGCGGUGGGGCACGGCGGCGUCCUCCCCAUUCACAGCAGCACUUUGGACCUCCCCGUCGUCAUGGAGCCCGACCACAUCGCCGGGCGGGUGACGGGGAUAGCGGACAGCACACUAAAUGACUCCAUUCAUACUGUGGCCAUGAGCACCAACUCUGUGAGCGUGGCGCUCUCUACCUCACACAACCUAGCUUCCCUGGACUCGGUAGCCUUGCACGAAGUGGGCCUCAGCCUUGAGCCGGUGGCGGUGUCUUCCAUCAAUCAGGAAGUAGCCAUGGGGCCAAGCCACGUGGACGUGUCUGCGGACAAUCUGGCUUUCGUACCGUCCUCCCUGCAGAUGGAAGACUCCAACUCGAACAAGGAGAACAUGGCAACCUUGUUCACCAUCUGGUGCACGCUAUGUGACAAGGCGUACCCAUCGGACUGCCCGGAUCACGGGCCCGUCACCUUCGUCCCGGACACCCCGAUAGAGAGCCGAGCCAGGCUCUCCCUCCCGAAGCAGCUGCUCCUCCGGCAGUCUCUCAUGGGAGCCGAAGUGGAUGUCGGUCUUCUACUGCUAGGUGUGUGGACACGAGAAACCAUUCCUGUCAGGACUUGUUUUGGACCUCUGAUCGGGCAGCAGAGCCAUUCUCUGGAGGUGGCUGACUGGACAGACAAAGCAGCUAGUCACAUCUGGAAGAUCUAUCACAACGGUGUCUUGGAGUUCUGCAUCAUUACAACGGAUGAAAAUGAAUGUAACUGGAUGAUGUUUGUACGCAAAGCCAGGAACCGGGAAGAGCAGAAUCUGGUAGCUUAUCCUCACGAUGGAAAAAUUUACUUCUGCACCUCCCGGGACAUCCCACCUGAACACGAGCUUCUCUUUUAUUACAGUCGGGACUACGCACGCCAGCUCGGUGUCCCCGAACAUCCAGACGUGCACAUCUGCCACUGUGGAAAGGAGUGCGCUUCCUACGCGGACUUCAAGGCCCAUCUGAGCAGUCAUAUCCACAGCCACCUCCCCAGCCAGGGCCACAGCAGCAGCCACGGGCCAGGCCACGGCAAGGAAAGGAAGUGGAAGUGCUCCAUGUGCCCCCAGGCUUUCAUCUCCCCUUCCAAGCUCCACGUCCACUUCAUGGGGCACAUGGGCAUGAAGCCGCACAAGUGCGAUUUCUGCAGCAAAGCUUUCAGCGACCCCAGCAACUUACGGACGCACCUCAAGAUACACACAGGCCAGAAGAAUUACCGCUGUACCCUCUGCGACAAGUCGUUCACCCAGAAGGCUCACCUGGAAUCGCACAUGGUCAUCCACACCGGGGAGAAGAACCUGAAGUGCGAUUACUGUGAAAAGCUCUUCAUGCGGAGGCAGGACCUCAAGCAGCACGUACUUACUCACACGCAAGAACGGCAGAUCAAGUGCCCCAAGUGUGACAAGCUGUUCCUGAGGACAAAUCACCUGAAGAAGCAUCUCAACUCACAUGAAGGAAAGAGGGACUAUGUCUGUGAAAAAUGCACCAAGGCUUACCUAACCAAAUAUCACCUCACUCGCCACUUAAAAAUAUGUAAAGGUCCCACAUCCAGCCUGUCAGCCCCGGAGGAGGAAGAGGAGGAUUCCGAGGAGGAAUUAAUAGACUCAAUGAGGACUGAAGACUGUAGGAUUAACAACGGAGUCUAUUCAGCAGGUGAUGCCCUCACUGGACACAAAUGAAGAAAAAUGGAGAGGGAAAUUUUAUUGGACAUUAAAACUGGGGAAGAAGAAAAAAAACACCACAAAAAAACUCAGUUUCCCCAGUCAGCGUAUGUCAAAUUCCUUUUGUUUUGGUCUCCCCACUAUCAGCCACUUAAUGAACUCUGUAGCCAAAACACUGAACGAGAACGGAUCACGCACUUACAGAUGCUAAGAAGGAAAGGUGAGGAACGGAGAUGUUUCACACACGCUGUGCAUACUUCUUUUCCAAAUCACUCAGAUUAAUCCAUCCAGCGCUAGGACACACGACACACCUCGCAUCGUCCUUUGAGUGAAGAGCCACAACCCAGAAACGUAGCCGAGUGGUCGCCGUAACCUGUAAGCCAACUGUCCUUAACUGCCAAAGCCCUGACAGUAAGAAAAACAGAAAUGCUGGUGGCAGUUGAUGUGUUUUUCUUUUUAAUACUUUUUAACUGAAGGAUGUGGUUUGGCACAGAGCAAAGAAUGUCAGUGCUCAGGGUUCCUUCUAAAAAUAAAAAAUAAUGCUUCGGUUGGAAGUCAGUGAGAUCAGCAUUAGAAGACAAAGCAAUUACCCCGCGCUACAGAAGGGUUCAGAAAACCAAAAAUUGGCUAUUGGAGAAUGGUUACUGCCUCUCCUCACUCUUGUUCGCCAGAAUAAGAAUGUGAAGAGGUAAAGGCUGCAGACUCGUAAGGAAGAGGCUUACAGAUGGUCUGUGUUUACAGUAUGCAUUACGUCUUAUGCUGUAAACCUUUUACCACCUAGAGUGAUGGGAGGGUUUGCUGCUACUAUUAUUUAUGGAAUGAAAAUGUAUUUCAUUCACUUUUUUUUUUUCCUGGUAAAAA
Anas platyrhynchos (mallard) is the source of this 3252-nucleotide messenger RNA. NCBI's taxonomy places the organism in Eukaryota, Metazoa, Chordata, Aves, Anseriformes, Anatidae. The record is from RefSeq and is a predicted model, not a curated record.